This is a messenger RNA of Corylus avellana, 4907 nucleotides long. Its product is annotated as putative disease resistance RPP13-like protein 1. Lineage: Eukaryota; Viridiplantae; Streptophyta; Magnoliopsida; Fagales; Betulaceae. Gene Ontology annotation, molecular function: ADP binding. The record is from RefSeq and is a predicted model, not a curated record.
CCCGUUGGCUGUUUCCAAUAUAUCUUCUUCGGUGUAAAAAGCUAAAGAUAUUAAGAUAGCUUGCAUUCCAGUCUCAUUUUAUCUUCCUUCGUUUCCUUUGAUUUGCAAAGCAGAAAACAUGGCUGGGGUUGCAGUCAUAUGUCUCUCUCCCAUCCUCCAAGUGUUUUUUAAAAGAAUGGCGUCUGGCGAAUUUGUUGACUUUUUCGAGGGACAAAAACUCUGCGACAAACUCCUAAAAGAGUUGAAGAUACAAUUGAUGUCCGUGAAUGCAGUGCUUGAAGAUGCGGAGGAACAACGAUUUACAAGGCCUGAUGUGAAAGAGUGGCUUGAUAAGCUGGAAGAUGUUAUGUGUGAUGCAGAGGAAAUCUGCGACGAGAUUGCUACCAAAGACUUGCGACAGAAGCUGGAUGCUGAAUUUGGAACCUUUGGAAGUAAGGUACGUAACCUCAUCUCUACUUAUCGUUUUGUCAAGAAUGUAGAAAGAAAGAUCAAUUAUGCAGUUCACAUAUUGGAGUGUUUAGCAAGACAAUUGGGUUGUUUGGGUCUACGUAAAGGUGUUGGACGAAGGAAUCUAUCAGAAAGACAACCCACAACUUAUUUGGUUGAUGAAUCUAAUAUUGUUGGUAGGCAUGCUGAGAGGGAGGCUAUAAUUAAUUCGUUGCUUUCAGAUGAUGACAAAAAUAUAGGUGUGAUUGCCAUAGUCGGCAUGGGGGGGAUUGGCAAAACCUUCCUUGCUCAGCUCGUAUACAAUGAAGACAGUGUUAAAAAGCAUUUUGACCUUAAAGCAUGGGUUUGUGUUUCGGAUGAUUUUGACGUGUUAAAGCUAACAAAAAUAAUUCUAGAGGAAGUUAGUUCGUCUGCUAAUGCUGAUAGCAAGAAUCUGAAUCAACUUCAAAUUAAACUCAAGGAGGCGUUGAUAGGAAAGAAAUUCUUACUUGUUUUAGACGAUGUUUUGGAGAAGAGUUACGACAAAUGGGAGGAAUUAAGUAAGGCUCUUAAAUAUGGAGCACCCGGAAGUAAGGUCAUCGUAACAACACGUGAUGAUGAGGUUGCAUCGUUCAUGUCCACUAGUGCAACUCAUUCUGUAACGGAGUUACCCGAAAAAGAUUGUUGGUCAUUAUUUGCAAAAUAUGCAUUCCACGAUGGUAACUCUAAUGCAUAUCCAGACCUAGAAGCAAUAGGGAGACAAAUCGUAGAGAAGUGCAAAGGCUUACCUUUAGCAAUCAAGGUGAUUGGGGCUCUCUUGCAGUCUAAAUUAGAUGUUGAGGAAUGGGAUAAGAUAUUGAGAAGUGAAUUAUGGGAUUUACCAAUUGGGGAGACAGGCAUCCUUCCCGGUCUAAGAUUAAGUUAUAAAUAUCUUUCACCACAUCUAAAGCGAUGCUUUGCAUACUGCUCUAUAUUUCCUAGGGAUUAUGCUUUUAAAAAAGAUAAAUUAAUCUUAUUAUGGAUGGCAGAAGGUUUCUUGUUGCAAACCCGAAACAAAACAAUGGAAGAAGUUGGUGAUAAUUACUUCUUUGCUCUUGUAUCAAGAUCAUUAUUCCAAAAAUCAAAUCACAAUUCAUAUAUAAUGCCUAAUCUUGUUUACGAUUUAACAAAGUCUAUAUCUACACGAUUCACUUUAAGCCAUGAAGAUGAUUGCUCUCCUGAAAUUACAAGCAAUACUCUCCAUUUCUCGUAUUUUUGUUCAAAAUUUGAUUUUCAGAAGUUUGCGACCUUUCAUGGGGUUAAAAGGUUGCGCACCAUCCUACAAUUAAAUUCUGAUGUUCAGUUUGCAAGUUAUAGUGAUGUAUCGCAGCUUUCAAUACCAAUGUUAAGAUCCUUACAUGUGCUGUCUCUAUCUUACUAUCAAAAGAUAGCUGAGUUGCCAAAUUCAAUUGGUAAACUUAUACAUCUACGUUAUUUGGACCUUUCUUACACUGGGAUUAAAAGGUUGCCUGAUUCUAUAUGUAAGCUGUGCAAUUUGCAAACAUUGAAUUUAUCAAAUUGUUGGUAUCUUGCUGCCUUUCCAAGAGAUUUGUAUAAACUCAUUAAUUUGCGACAUCUUGAUUUUGCUCAAGCUAAGAUGAUAAUGGAGAUGCCGAUAAAUAUGGGUGAAUUAAGAUGUCUUCAAACAUUAACUAAAUUUAUCGUUGGAAAACACGGUAGAUCUGGCAUUGGAGAGCUAGGAAAACUUACGAAUCUUCGGGGAUCGCUUAUUAUUUUAGAGCUACAAAAUGUUGAAUCUCCUACGUAUAUGAUCUUGAGGGAGAAGCAUCUUACAGAGUUGGUAAUGGAGUGGAGAUUUGAUGCUAAUGAUCCAGAAAGUCAAAUACUCGUACUUAGUUGUCUCCAACCCCAUACAAGCUUGAAAAUCCUUGCUAUCAAUGGCUAUGGUGGUAAAAGUUUUCCAAACUGGGUAGGGCAUACUUCAUUCUCUAAUAUAACAUCUCUUCGUCUAGAACACUGUACCCAAUGUUGCAACUUGCCACCACUUGGGCAACUGCCCUCUCUGCAGGACCUCUCUAUUGUUGGGUUCGUGGAAGUUGUUAAAGUGGGUCAGGAGUUUUAUGGCAGCGGAUCUUCUUCAAUUAAGCCAUUUGAAGCCUUGAAAGUUUUAAAGUUCAAAUGUAUGUUGAAGUGGGAGGAAUGGUUUUCUUUUGACGCUGAAAACGAAGGUGGAGCUUUUCCUAAUCUUAGAGAGCUUCAAAUUUAUGAAUGUCCUAAGCUAACAGGAAGUUUGCCCGUCCAUCUUCUUUCUUUAGCCGAACUUAAUAUUCGUGACGCUGACAAUUUGAUGCAUUAGAGCUUACCAUCCAAAGCUAUGGGAAGUUAGGAGGUUAAAGAUCAUCUGGAUGGGAUGGGGUUUGCAAAACCUCCCGUCUGUUAGUCAUUGGCAAAUAUGAAGAUGUGGAGUCCUUUCCAGAGGUGCGGCUGCUGCCUACCAGACUUACCUUCUUCACAUCAAUGGCUUUCAAAAUUUGAAAUCUUUGGACAAGAAGGGGCUUCAACACCUCACUGCUCUUGAAGAAUUGGACAUCCAUAAUUGCCCUAAGCUCGAGUGCAUGCCAGAAGACGAGUUGCCUCUCUUUUUCUACUCUACAUAUCUACAGAUGUCUUUUGUUGGAGAAAGAGUGGGAAAGUAAAGAAGGAGAAGAAUGGUGCAACAUUGCUCACGUCCGUCACAAAUGGAUUAAUUUAGGCACAAAGCUCCACUGAGAGUGCUAACUCAACAUUUGAUGAUGGUGUCGUACGUGCAUAGUGCAUAUCUGCAAAUAAAUUGGGGCUGGUGUUUCAGUUACUACUCACGUUGGAGGUGCAUCCUUAUGGGAGAGCAUAUUGGACCAAUAAUAUUUUUGGAUGAGCCUUCAUCUUACCUAAAGUCUUUGGAUGCAGUGGCAGUGAUAAGGUCUUGACACUCCAGUCAAACAGAUGCCCCAUGUGUAGGCAACCAGUUAGCAGACUCUUGGAAAUCAAGGUCAACAAUGGACUUGAUGAUUGCUGACAGUUCGCUGCCAAACAGGAUGCUGUGAAGUUAUAAGCUCUCCUGCUUUGACAAUAAUAGUUUAUAAACAGAUAGAGGAAUGAACUAUGCUCAGUGACACACUUGCUUCUAUACUAAUGACCGGUUGUAACACAUUGGCUGCUAGCGCAAAGGGAAUCCUAUGUUGAUCUUCUUCAGCAAUAAAGGAGUACCAUAAAUGCUUGGGCUCAGAUGAAUUGUCACCUGAACUUUUGAUGUUGAGGGCUCAUGUUGCCGUCUACAAAACCUGGCCACCAACAAGCUAUCAUCACAAGAGUUCUCAAUUAGACAUCAGAAGAUAGGAAGGUUCACAUGCAAAUUCAGCUAAGCAUGAAAUAGAAGAUAAUUCAAGGAAAUUUAGUGCAUUGUUUUAUAAAGCUCACAGUGAGGACAUAUUGAAAACUGCUAUCGAUUAGCUUGUUCAGCUUUGCCAGGCUUUGGACAAUGGUGAUUUCAGUAUUGUUCUUCAAAUCCAAGUUCUUAGAGCUAGCAACUGGGAUGAGUGCAAAUUCUGGAUACGUACACUAAAGUGAAUGAUCAAGACAAGGCAGCAUGUGGAAUUGCAGUAAAGAAGGGCAGAUUCCUUCUGGUAUCUAAUUCCUGGAAUAAAAACUUGUUACUUGAAUGUUUUUCUUCUUGUAACAAGAUCAUUUCUUCAGUGUACACAACAAGAAUGGCUUCUCUAGAUAUCAGUCGCAGGAAUUUGGUUCUCUAGAAUAGCUUUAUUGGCUCUCAAUUAAAUGCUGUUUUUGGAAGCUGUUAGUGGAGAUACGUACCUCUCAGGACAUUGACGGACUAUUGCUGACUGUUUUUGUUCAAUACUUGUUUGCACAGUUAGAGGAAUGGACUUUGCUCUGUGUCCUAUUUGCUUCAUCAUGUAGACUUUUACCCACUUCCACCCCACUCAUUCUACUCACUGGUAUGCUGAGAACUUGGUAAAAGAAGAAGAAAAAGAAGAUGGAAGCAAUUCUGUCUUGGGUCUCAGAGCACAAGCUGACCAGCAUAAGUCGGGGCGCUCUGGGAAUCACGUGCAAGAUCUCCCCUGAAGCCAAGCCUUAGGCAUAUUCAUGCAAGGAUGCACGCACAAGCUUUGACAUUGGCGGUGCUCUCUAGCACAGCCGCCUAGCACUACUACAAGAAGCAUACAGCGGAUCAAGGAGAGUGGCCUUCAAAGUGAUCAGAGAGAGAGAUUGAUUAGGGUUUUGAUUAGGAUUUGGUGGAAAAGACUAUUGUUCUUGCCUUGGCAACUGGGUAAAUCUUUGUGUAAGCUUGUUGAGACAUAUGCUGAAACUUUAGCAAGUCAUGUGCUUUUAACAACGGCAAUGGAGUACCUUGAGGUUUUUGGCUCCCAUGAGCUGUCACCUGAACUUGUGAUCUUAUGGGAUGGCAUUGCACUUUACAGAACUUG